GCUGGGGGAUGCCGCGCUGAAGGAACAGGAACCGGACAUUGGGGCGGCCUUCCUCAAAUUCGCCGUCGUCACCAAAGAGCUGAGUGCCCUGAUGAAAACCCUGAUGCAGAACAUAAACAACAUCGUCAUGUUCCCCCUGGACUCCGUGCUGAAGGGGGACCUGAGGGGCGUCAAGGGCGACCUGAAGAGGCCGUUCGAAAAGGCCUGGAAGGACUACGAGGCCAAGUACGCGAAGAUCGAGAAGGAGAAGAAGCAGCACGCCAAGGAGGCCGGCCUCAUCAGGACCGAGAUCACCCCUGCAGAAAUCGCCGACGAGAUGGAGAAGGAGAGGCGACUCUUCCAGCUGCAGAUGUGCGAGUACCUGAUCAAGGUGAACGAAAUCAAGACGAAGAAGGGCAUCGAGCUGCUGCAGCAUCUCGUCGAGUAUUACCACGCGCAAACGAAUUAUUUCCAAGAUGGCUUGAAGACCAUCGAGCACUUCGGCUCGUACGUCGCGGAUUUGAGCAUAAAGCUGCAGAAGAUUCGGCAAACCCAGGACGAGGAGAGGAGACGUCUGACGGAGCUGCGAAGUCUUCUCAGGAGUUCCGGAUGCGACAAAGAACUAAACGCCAAUGCCAGUGCUGGGUACUCGUUACACCAGCUCCAAGGUGACAAGCAACACGGUGUCACGCGUUCGGGCCACCUUUUGAAGAAAAGCGAGGGGAAGAUGAGAAGGGUGUGGCAGAAGAGGAGAUGCGCCGUCCAAGCCGAGGGAUACUUGGACAUCUGUCACGCGGAUGAGAACAAACCGCCUACUAGGGUUAAUUUAUUGACGUGCCAAAUCAAGCUGGUACCUGACGACAAGAGGGGCUUCGACCUCAUAAGUUAUAACCGAACGUACCAUUUCCAAGCCGAGGACGAGGCGGAUCAACGGGCCUGGAUGUCCGUCCUCGUGAAUUGCAAAGAGCGAGCCCUUUUAAGGGCAUUCGACGCGAGUGGAAAGGCAGAGGCGGGCCAGGGUAAUCCCAGCUUAGUCGAACUUCAACAAGCUGUGAUUCGUUGCGUUAUGCGAUUACCCGGUAACGACCAGUGCUGUGACUGUUCCUCCCAAAACGAUGCUACCUGGUUGUCCACGAAUUUCGGGAUAAUCGUCUGCAUAGAGUGCAGCGGUAUCCACAGGGACCUCGGGGUGCACAUAUCGAGAAUACAAUCUCUCACCCUGGACAACGUGGGCACGGCGCAACUAUUGCUGGCACGUUACAUGACCAAUCAGGCGUUCAACGAAGUCAUGGAGGCGACGUUACAUCACAAUCUGAAGCCCUCGCCGACGUCGACCAUGGAAGAAAGGUACGAGUUCAUAAGAGCGAAGUACGUCGACAAGAGGUACGUCAUGAACACUUGCGCGGACGAGCGCGACUUGCUCUCGGAUCUGGAACACGCCGUCAAUAACCGCGACCUUCAGCAGCUUCUACAGGUCUACGCCGAGAACGUGGACCUCGCGGCACCUCUGCCCACGUCGGACGUGGGCGAGACGGCUCUGCACUUGGCGAUCUUGCGAGAAAUGGGCAGUAGUCUGCACAUCGUCGACUUCCUUGUGCAGAAUAUGCCGACCGGGGGCAUAGACAGAACCACCGUCGACGGGGAAACUGCCCUCCACCUGUCCGCGAGGCACGACCGAGCGGAAGCCAUGAAAUUGCUUCUCAGAGCUGGGGCGGAUCCGACCUUGAGGAACAAACAGGACAAAACGCCGCUGGACAUUGCCCAAGAAGUCGGACACCACACCUGCAAGGAAUUGUUAAGCCACGCUCUACAACGACAGAAGACGCUGUUCGAUAACGUUAACAUCGACUGGAACCUUUCGCACGACGAGGGCUCCACUGAUUUCUCAGACGACGAGACCAUCAUCGAGGAUAGGAACGGGUGUUUAACUCCCGAGAAGAAGUCCCGGAGUAGACCUCCUUCCUACGCCGGGGGCGGUGGAACAGGCUCGGGAGACUCUCCCGUAACUCUGCGCAGUAGGAGCAGCACUUGCGAUAGUUUGCAGAGCGGAUCUUCACCUGGGGCGACAUCGAACAGGCAGCAGAUGCCUCCGCCACCACCUCCACAGUCGAGGAAACCCGUUGUCGUCCCGUCUCCGAUGGCGCCAGACAUUACGGUGAACAUCCACGGAUCCCUGAAAAAGAGAGUCGCUCCUCCGCCACCCCCGGGAACGGCAGGAAGUGGAAUACCCCCGUCUCAUUACGGGACCUUGCCGUCCUCGGCUACUCUGGCGACGUCUUCUCACAGCCGGACAACGAGCGAACCCAUCCUGGCCGGUCACACUUUGCACACUCUGCCGCAUUCGCUGAAUGCCUUGAACAGCCAGCAUCACAAGAGGUCCCCAAGCGGCGACUCCUCGACCGGUCAUGGAAUGGACAAAACGAAUAGUUCCACCCUGCAAAGGCCGCGAAACCCACCACCUCCUGCACCCUCUGGGGUCAGCUCGUCCAGACUGAGUAACGGCAGAAGCAGCGAAUCCCUCAGUUCCGUCUGCUCCGAUCACGGCCUGGGGAACCCCGUACCACCUCCCAGAAAGCCGUAUUCGUUUUAUUCCCUCCAGCCAAUGUCGACGAACCUGAACGGUCUAAAGCGAUGUCGAGCCCUUUACGACUGCGAAGCGGACAACGAGGAUGAGCUUUCCUUUCGAGAAGGCGAGGUCAUCGUCGUCACGAACGAGCAGACCGACGACGACAAUUGGAUGGAAGGUGCGCUGGAAAGGGCGCCGGAAAGAAGAGGAAUGUUCCCGAUUAGUUUCGUGCACAUGCUGCAAGAUUAACACCCGUGUCAACGGUGGUCGUCGCAGCGUACAAAAGCCAACGAAGUGGCGAUAAAUCGAAGCGCACCAUCCCUUAUCGGCGAGACCUCGCUCCUCGACUCUACCAGCAAUCUACUAAAAUUCUGCAAAACUCACCCGCCAGAUACGUAAGAAGGUUUCCUUAUUCGCUAUCGACGAGAUAGUUGGGCUCUUCUGGAGAUGCGUAAUGAUUUAAUCUCAAAGAACCUACUUUGAAGGGAAAGGAAUGAGCACUAUCCAGACGUAAUGUGUGAUAUGUAAUAUUUCAGCGCGGCUGAAGAGUAUUUAUCUGAUAACUGAAAGGACUUAUAUUAAUUAAUUUUAGCAUCAAAUGCCGCAAGAUGAAUAUAUAUUAUGCAUGUUUCAAGUGUAUCGAGCUUAACGGUGAAUUAAAAACGUUAGGAAUAAUCCGGCACGUAAGGCGCACCUUUGACGGUGCGCGUUAUCAAUCACGAGGUGAGAAAAAUUCCCGAUUAAAGAGGACUAUCGAUACUCUACAAUACUCGACUGGCUCGUUCGAUUUUAAAUAGAUCUGCAUUCCGUGUGAGUAUAGUGGCGGACAUGAAUGCCUCCCCUGCAGAUACGGCAUCGCCUGUGCAGGAUGGGAAGGCAUUGAUGUCUCCCAGUAUGCACAUCCAACUGUAUUAAAAAAUCAGCAAUUGUCAGGAACCGGGAACGAGGCGAUGAUGGCACCCUCUAUUAUGAUAUCGAUAUUAGGUUUGUUCGCGUUGACUGCACUUUCUACACUUGAGGGUAAUGAAGGUACUACACUUUUCUUGAAAAGUGCAGAAGGGUAGAUACACUUUCGUCGACGUCCCCAACGCCAAAAAGCUCAAGAAAGUCCAAGAUGAUCGAUUUAGUAGAGAAAUACGAGAUUUUGAGGUCAUCUGUAUCGGAGGAUGAUGAAUAUGAAAAUGUAAUGCUUCCUCCAGCCUUCCUUCUUGGGCUGUCUUUGUUAUUUUCAAAUCCUACAAUUCGUUCAAUUACCUUGUAAUUAUAGAAGAUGAAAAUUCCUUU
Orussus abietinus is the source of this 3829-nucleotide messenger RNA. It is a transcript of the gene Asap, whose product is annotated as arfGAP with SH3 domain, ANK repeat and PH domain-containing protein. Gene Ontology annotation, biological process: positive regulation of GTPase activity. Bases 92 to 2794 code for a protein of 900 amino acids. The transcript is spliced from 15 exons. Gene Ontology annotation, molecular function: protein binding; GTPase activator activity. The record is from RefSeq and is a predicted model, not a curated record. Gene Ontology annotation, cellular component: cytoplasm. Lineage: Eukaryota; Metazoa; Arthropoda; Insecta; Hymenoptera; Orussidae.